Molecule: messenger RNA, 2109 nt
Organism: Triticum turgidum subsp. durum (durum wheat)
Lineage: Eukaryota; Viridiplantae; Streptophyta; Magnoliopsida; Poales; Poaceae
Source: the annotation of a GenBank genome assembly
AUGAACGCGGGCGGGCGCCGGCGCUACACCUCGGAGCAGCUCCUCUUCGACGUCCCCGCCAAUGCCGCAACGGCGGGCGGUGCCGGCAGGUGGACCCAGCGCGGCGGGUUGCGCCGCGGGGACGGGGAGAUCUUCGUGUCGGUGGACCCGGCGACGCCGGCACGGCUGCGCGGAGGGGACGCGGCGGCUGGGGAGUCUCCGGGGCAGAGGCACCAGCUCAGCCCCGGGCUGCUCGACCUCCACGCCUUUGAUACCGAGCUUAUCCCCGAUUUUCAAGUACAAGGAAUGUAUGAUGGUGCUGAAAAGUUUGGUUAUGCCAAUGGAGAAGGCUUUGAUGAUUCGGAUAUGAGCUUUGGUACAGACAAGAAGAUGAGCAAGUCCGCUGUUUUUGCUGAAAGUAACUACCUCAAGGCCUUCCCUGAGAAAGAGAAGGCAGCCCCUGUUGCUAAAAUCAAAGUGGUGGUGCGCAAAAGACCUCUGAACAAGAAGGAGAUAUCAAAGAAAGAAGAAGAUAUCAUAGACAUUGAACAAAAUUCUUUGACUGUCCAUGAGACUAAACUUAAGGUUGACCUCACUGAGUAUGUCGAAAAGCAUGGAUUUGUGUUCGACGCUGUUUUGGAUGAGGACGUUUCAAAUGAUGAGGUUUAUCGUGAAACAGUGGAACCAGUGGUUCCUGCUAUUUUUAAUCGUACAAAGGCAACUUGUUUUGCAUAUGGACAAACCGGUAGUGGAAAAACCUACACCAUGAGACCACUUCCUCUAAAGGCCUCCCAAGACAUUUUGAGACUAAUGCACCAUACAUAUCGUAAUCAGGGGUUUCAGUUAUUUUUUAGUUUCUUUGAGAUCUAUGGAGGGAAAUUAUAUGAUCUGCUUAAUGAAAGGAGUAAACUUUGCAUGAGAGAAGAUGGAAAACAGAAAGUUUGCAUUGUUGGUUUACAAGAGUACAGGGUGUCUGAUCUUGAAACUAUCAAGGAGUUGAUUGAGAGAGGUAAUGCCACCAGAAGUACUGGUACAACUGGUGCAAACGAGGAGUCAUCACGAUCUCAUGCCAUUCUUCAGCUUGCUAUCAAACGGCGUGUUGAUGGCAAUGAGUCUAAACCACCCAGAUUGGCCGGCAAGUUGUCGUUUAUUGACCUGGCUGGCAGUGAGCGUGGUGCUGAUACAAAUGAAAAUGAUAAACAAACAAGAAUUGAGGGCGCUGAGAUCAAUAAAAGUUUACUUGCUUUAAAGGAAUGCAUCAGAGCACUUGAUAAUGAUCAGAAUCAUAUUCCCUUCCGUGGUAGCAAGUUGACUGAAGUUUUACGAGAUUCAUUCAUUGGAGACUCACGCACUGUCAUGAUUUCAUGCAUUUCCCCUAGUUCUGGCUCUUGUGAACAUACACUGAACACAUUGAGAUAUGCUGAUAGAGUGAAGAGUCUGUCGAAAGGAAGUAACAGCAAGAAAGAUGUGCCUUUGGCCGCUGCACCUUUACGAGAGUCGAGUCCUUCACCAUUGGCUUCGGUUGUACCCUCUUUCUCUGCAGCUGAGGUAAUGAAUGAUAUCACUGAAAGGGGUAAGUUUGGUUGGCCCAAGCAGCAGUAUGCCAAAGAACAGCCAUCACCAUCGUUUGUGGAUAGAAUGCCCAAGGGUAGGGAAGACACUGAGUUCAGUUCGGCGAAUAGUGGUUAUUUCAAUGAACAAAGAAGCAGAGGCAUUGCGGCAGCAGGUAUAGCCGUGGUACCAGAUACAAUGUACCAGCAAGGAAGGCAACAUGCACGGAAGGGUAGAGAUCCAGCUUUGGAGAAUAAUAUGAGAAAUUCUGUUGCUUACCCAAUUAGAAGGGCUGUGCCAGACGAAGAUGACCAUCUGAAUGACCUCCUUCAGGACGAGGAAGAUUUAGUGAGUGCUCACAGAAAGCAGGUGGAAGAGACCCUGGAUAUCAUUAAAGAGGAGAUGAACUUACUAGAUGAAGCAGAUCAGCCUGGCAACCAACUGGACGACUACGUUACAAGACUAAGCGGUAUCCUCUCACAGAAAGCUGCUGGAAUUGUGGAUUUACAGGAUCGUCUGGCACAGUUCCAGAGGCGCUUAAACGAGAAUAGCGUGCUGCUAUAUUCCGAGUGCCCUUGA